This is a messenger RNA of Aspergillus homomorphus CBS 101889, 2367 nucleotides long. RefSeq names its product tryptophan synthase beta chain. Gene Ontology annotation, cellular component: cytoplasm. NCBI's taxonomy places the organism in Eukaryota, Fungi, Ascomycota, Eurotiomycetes, Eurotiales, Aspergillaceae. The coding region runs from base 239 to 2317 and encodes 692 amino acids. Gene Ontology annotation, molecular function: tryptophan synthase activity. The transcript is spliced from 3 exons. The record is from RefSeq and is a predicted model, not a curated record. Gene Ontology annotation, biological process: L-tryptophan biosynthetic process.
UAAUUUGAAAUUCCCGAAGGCACCGAUGGCUGGAAUUGGAAUGGGAUUAAUUGCAGACCAGCUUGCCACUAGUUCGUUCAGCUAUUGUGCUGACUGCGUGAGUCACAGCACAAAUUGCAUAAAGUCCCGAUGUCUACACAACCCCUCCCCUUUUUUUCUCUUUUUCACUUGAUGACUUUUGAUUUUUGUUUUUAAUUCAUCUUAAUAUUCAUGUUCUAAUUGACUCCGUGCUAACAAAAUGGAUCAUCUCAAAAGAACAUUCGCUCAAUGCCAACAAGAGGGCCGCCCAGCCCUAGUGACAUAUGUCACUGCUGGCUUUCCGACAGCGCAAGAAACCCCGGACAUCAUGCUGGCCAUGCAAGCCGGAGGUGCCGAUGUCAUUGAGCUAGGCCUUCCCUUCACAGACCCCAUCGCCGAUGGCCCUACCAUCCAAAAAUCCAAUCUGAAAGCACUCAAGAACGGGGUCACGAUUACCUCCAUGCUACAGAUGGUGAAGGAUGCACGCCAACAGGGACUACGCAUUCCUGUCCUCUUCAUGGGAUACUAUAACCCGGUUCUGCGCUUCGGUGAAACCGCCCUACUCGCUGAAUGCAGAGCAGCCGGUGUGAAUGGGUUCAUCAUUGUCGACUUGCCGCCGGAGGAGGCUGUACGAUUCCGCGAUCAAUGUCGGCAUGCUGGCCUCUCAUAUGUUCCUCUGAUUGCUCCGUCCACUACUGAAGACCGCAUGAAGACGCUGUGUGGGAUUGCUGACACCUGGAUCUAUCUGGUUUCCCGGAUGGGUGUCACUGGAGCCACAGGUACUCUGAAUAAUCAGCUUCCCGACUUGAUGAAGCGCGUCAAGGAUCUCUCUGGUGGAGUCCCGGUGGCUGUCGGCUUUGGCAUCAGCACUCGAGAACAUUUUCUUGGUGUUACCUCGAUUGCGGACGGCGCUGUGAUCGGGAGCGAAAUCAUUAAUCAGCUGGCUAAUGCCCCUGCUGGACAGGGGGCCCGCACGAUUGAAGAGUUUUGCUCUCAGAUCACGGGACGGAAAGUCUCGCGCACGGCAGUUGAGCCAUCCUCUAUCUCGUCGGAGGAAGUCACGUCUGCUACGAAGGAGAAGCCUGCGCAGUCCUCGACCGUGACCACGAAUGGUUCAGCAUCUCAACGUGGCCGCUUCGGUGAUUUUGGCGGACAGUAUGUUCCUGAGGCGCUGACCACUUGCCUCAACGAAUUGGAGGCGGGGUUCCAGGCUGCGCUGGACGACCCGGCCUUUUGGGAAGAGUAUCGCUCCUAUUAUCCGUACAUGGGUCGGCCGUCGACACUCCACCGAGCUACGCGGUUGACUGAGUCGGCGGGCGGCGCGAACAUUUGGCUCAAACGUGAGGACCUGAAUCAUACGGGUUCUCACAAGAUCAACAAUGCCCUGGGUCAGAUCCUGAUCGCCCGCCGGCUGGGUAAGACCGAGAUUAUCGCGGAGACCGGGGCAGGCCAACACGGCGUAGCCACUGCAACAGUCUGUGCGAAGUUCGGGAUGAAGUGCACCGUCUAUAUGGGCGCCGAGGAUGUCCGACGUCAAGCAUUGAACGUCUUCCGGAUGCGCCUUCUCGGGGCCACCGUCGUACCCGUAGAGGCAGGCUCGCGCACACUCCGGGAUGCGGUCAACGAGGCCUUCCGGGCAUGGAUCACUCGGCUGGACUCGACGCAUUAUAUCAUUGGGUCGGCCAUCGGGCCGCAUCCCUUCCCAACCAUCGUGCGCACGUUCCAAUCCGUGAUCGGCACCGAGACCAAGGCGCAGCUGCAACAGCAGAUCGGGAAGUUGCCUGACGCCGUGGUGGCCUGUGUGGGCGGUGGAUCAAAUGCCGUGGGCAUGUUCCACCCCUUCGUCGAGGAUCCGUCGGUGCAACUGGUGGGCGUAGAAGCGGGCGGUGAUGGCCAGACGAAGCACUCGGCUACGCUCGGCGGCGGCAGCGUCGGGGUCCUGCACGGUGUACGGACAUAUGUGCUUCAGGACCGCCAUGGUCAGAUCAGUGACACCCAUUCUGUCUCCGCGGGCCUGGAUUACCCGGGCGUCGGGCCGGAGCUGGCCUCUUGGAAGGAUAGCAAUCGAGCGACCUUCAUUGCGGCCACCGAUGCGCAGGCGCUCGAGGGGUUCCAGCUGCUCAGUCAACUGGAGGGCAUCAUCCCGGCGCUGGAGUCGUCGCAUGCGGUCUGGGGGGUGAUGCAAGUGGCUCGCGAGCUGGGCCCAGGGAAGGAUGUCGUGCUUUGCUUGAGUGGUCGUGGUGAUAAGGAUGUGCAGACGGUGAUGGACGAGCUGCCGCAGUAUGGUGGACAGAACUGAUGGGUAUACUGGUCUAUGCUUGUGAGUAACAGAUAGAAGUUAAAUGGCAU